Dunckerocampus dactyliophorus (ringed pipefish) is the source of this 818-nucleotide messenger RNA. Its product is annotated as phosphatidylinositol transfer protein alpha isoform-like. The record is from RefSeq and is a predicted model, not a curated record. Gene Ontology annotation, molecular function: phosphatidylcholine binding; phosphatidylinositol transfer activity; phosphatidylinositol binding. Lineage: Eukaryota; Metazoa; Chordata; Actinopteri; Syngnathiformes; Syngnathidae. Gene Ontology annotation, cellular component: cytoplasm. The coding region runs from base 364 to 753 and encodes 129 amino acids. Gene Ontology annotation, biological process: phospholipid transport. The transcript has 4 exons.
AAAGGCAGCGAGAAGCAGCAUUUGACGUUUCAUGUUCAUAUACAGUAUGUAUUUUUUUUUAUCACUGUCAUUGUUAUGAUGAUGGCUGUUUACUGAGCAUUAUUCAUGACAAUUCAUUUCUAUUGGAACCUGUCCCCGUGAUCCUCUUCCUCCUCCUCCUCUUCCUCUCGGCUGGGUCCUGUGCAGCCAGUCGGCGGCUUGUGGUUCUAGAAUGACAUAGAGGGUGGGUGGGGGCGAUGUGAGCUGCAGGGACAGAAGAAAAAGAAAAAGAAGAAGAAGGAGGGCGAGCAGGCAUCGACGACGCGCUUCCGGACCUGCAUUUUUUUUUACCCCCGCCACUUGGACGUCCACAGCGCGCCAACGAUGCUCAUCAAGGAAUUUCGUGUGAUUCUUCCUAUCUCAGUGGAGGAGUACCAAGUGGGCCAGCUGUAUUCCGUGGCCGAGGCCAGCAAGAACGAGACGGGCGGCGGCGAAGGCGUGGAGGUGCUAAAAAAUGAGCCCUACGAGAAAGAUGGCGAGAAGGGGCAGUACACGCACAAAAUCUACCACUUGCAGAGUAAAGUUCCGUCAUUCGUCAGAAUGUUAGCGCCCGCUUCGGCCCUCAACAUCCACGAGAAAGCCUGGAAUGCAUACCCAUACUGUCGCACAGGUAACACACACGCACACACAUACACACACACACACACACACUCUCGCGCGCUACAAAGCAGCCAGCAUCAUGUUUCCCGGGUAUAUUUUUGUCAGCAAAUGUAGCAAACACAUGCAUACACGGCAAAGAAGCCUAACACUAAUGAUGACGUCAUUCUACAACUUCAAAU